AUGGCGCCUGUCCAGGCGGCAGCCACUAUGCUGAACCCCAAGCCGCCUGCGUUCAUGCUCAGCACCAAAAUGGAGAGGCAUCAGAACUGCCCCAACCUUUUCAAUAAGCCCAAGUACCGCCGCCUCGUGUACCAGCAGACGGUGAAGCUCGACGGUUCCGCCAUGAGCAUUUACUUCGUCAACAAGGCCUCUCACCUUUACCACAGCUUGCCCUUGCUGAACUCCCGCGUCGCUCUCUUUUACUGCAAGACCUGCGUUUUCGAGAACGGUCGCGCCGGUAUUUGCAGCACCAACAAAGACAUCAUCUACAGCACCGAGUCCUUCGAGGCUUUCGUCAACACCGCCGUUGGUCUCGGCCUUCCGAAGCUUCUCGCGAAGCUGGAUCUCAACAUCGCCUUCCAGGGUGAACUUGUCGGCCACAACAUUUGCGGCAAUCCCUACGGCUACGCCGCUCCUAACGACAAGGCCAAUAGCAAGAUCGGCGACUGUGGCAACGGCUUUGACUUCUUCCUCCACUCCAUCGUCGACCUUCACACUGGCAAGAAGUGGAACCCCAAGGCCGUCUGCGAGUUUGCUGUCCAACACCAGAUUCGCCACGUUCCUCUCGAGGGUUACGUGCGAAUUCGCGAGAUCGCCAACAGCCACGACGAGCUCCAGGCCAUGGCUGAAGCCGCGUCCGGUGAGGGCUUCGUUUUCAAGUGCUUCGAGGACCAACGCUCAUUCAAGGUCCUGAGCACCAAGUGGAUUCUCGAGAAAGGCGAUGAGGUCCUCGCUCGUGGCGAGCGUCUGCGAGACCGCACUGCCCCCGUGGAGCAACCCCAUUCCAUUUUGCGCAUCGGCGGCACCCAGUCAGGGGAGGUUAGACUCCCCGCCCCAGUGACCUCUGCUGCUGUCAAGGCCAAGCAGAUCGCUGUUGCCAACGCCGUCGCUCCGCUUCCCGCGACCUCUGCUCACGUUCUGAAGCCUGAGGAGAAGAAGCCAGCUUCUGAGCCUAUCCCCCACGCGGCCCCAAAGACCUCUGACGCCACGAAGCCAGUCAUCGUCGCUCCAACCGUCCAGGCUCGGGCCGUCAGGGCUCAAGCCAUUCAGGCUCCAGCUGUCAAGGCUCCGGCCAUCAACGUUACCGUUCCCGCCGAAGAUGCCGCCAAGCGGGCAAGGAACGACGAGCUCUGGGCCGAGCUCACUCCCGGCAUGCAGCUAUUCGAGGCCUGGGCCUCUGGCAACGACUACCAGAACAUCAUCGACUACGUCAACGCCUGGAGGGCAAAGCACGUGGCCGACCAGGCUUUCAACGAGAUCUGCCAGAAGAAGAAGGCCGCCCUGGCUAAGAUCGCCGACGAGCAAAAGCAGCGCGCCAUGCCGCGCAAGUUCGCGAAGGAGCAGCAAGAGAAGGCUCCAGCCAACGAGGCCUGGCACCAGACUUUGGCCGUCAGCAACGACAUCCCGACGCCCGAGCCUUCUUUCAAUCUCGACUGUGCCGCUGAGGAGUCCGACAGCGAGGUUUCCGGCGUUGAUGAGGACCACGGGACGGAUGUGGCUGCCCCCGAGUCGACCACCACCGUCAUGGCUCCCAGCGUGAGCAUCACCAUGUCGCCCAAGCGCGCCCCAGUCAAGAAGACGGUCACUGUCUCCAAGGAGACCCUCAGCUGGCUCGGCUUCUAA
This is a messenger RNA of Podospora bellae-mahoneyi, 1662 nucleotides long. RefSeq lists its product as uncharacterized. Lineage: Eukaryota; Fungi; Ascomycota; Sordariomycetes; Sordariales; Podosporaceae. The transcript has a single exon. The record is from RefSeq and is a predicted model, not a curated record. Bases 1 to 1662 code for a protein of 553 amino acids.